UAGGAUUAAAUGUCAGGAAUUGUGAAAAACUGAGGUUAAAUGUAUUUGGCUAAGGUGUAUGUAAACUUCCGACUUCAACUAAAUAUAGCUGCAAACAAACACAAUCAACAAUCAAUGCUGAACCACAGUUAGACAUCGCAUCGCUUGUGGAGGCCAAAGAAUAGCCAACCAAGGGGGGAAAAACUAUCGCCUCAAAAGCAAAAUCAGCCUUUACACCACUUUGGGCUAUAUUUGGGCAUUAUGGAAACCCAUAACAAACUCCAUGACCCUUUACCAAUUCCAGUCAGAUGACUUAGUGUGACGCACAAAUAUGAGGGGACUUUUUGUCUCUUUUUGAUCAACUGCUGUGAUGAAUGGCUGUGAAUUCCAGCGCCACAAAUCUGCAGGGGAAAGGCCUCUAAUUUAACCAGUCUUAAUCUUUGAUCUGUGGUGCUGUCUGCCUCCCCUAACAUGCCUGUGACCCUCACCUCAUCCCCGUCAAAACCCCCCCCAGCACAGCCCCACUACUGAUAACACUGCUUGGAAUGGGUGCCGUGAACGGAGACGAGUGAUGCGAAUGCACAGACCAGUGGAGAGGGAAGAAUGUGGUCGAGCAAGCAGAGGAUGGGCCCCGCCAAUGAACAUGGUUGUCACUAGUUAAACACAGCCACAAAGUCAUACUUAUUAUGGCUAAACCCAGCCCAUUUCUACAAUUUAGCUUCUUAAAAUCUGAUUUUAAACUUAACCACACUGCUAACCUUAUGCCUAACCAUAACUUUAAAGUUAAGACCAAAAAGCACAUCUUUCUUUUUCAUGAAUUUUUACUGUACAGUAAAGCUGUGUUAUCUAGUGUAAACCAGAUGUUGACGUUGAAAGGCAAUGUAACCUAACAUAGCAGGCGUAAAAAAAAAGAACACCUGAGUGUAGUUCCCGCGUACGGGUUUCAGCAGAAAACGAAGCUAGAUUGUAUUUGCUGUAUCCCUGAAACCGUAUACAUCCAGUUGUUGGCAACUUCUCUCAGACUGAAGGCAAGGUGAUGGUGGUGUAAGGACGAUGGCUGACAAUAAAAAGGUAAGCUCUAUAACCUAACCAGCCAACUAAUCAACUAGGAUUUCAGUAUUUCAAUUGAAUUAGGUAGUUAUUUGGUUUUCUGAUGUUAAAGCAGGCUAGUGAUUAGGCAAGCUAGAUCAGCGCCAGCUAGCUAGGAAGCUAAAGCUAGCUGAUGUUUAACCACAUAUAAAAUGUACCAGUAUCUUUGGUUAACCAAGAGCAUUGUAGCUAGCUAACUAAGUUAACGAGGGGUUGCUAGAGAAGGAGGACUUGGAAGACCAGCCAGACUGUGAGUGAGUGGUGAGAACAGACAGGGAAGGCCCUCCCUAGGGUAGAGGUGAUUGAGAUGGGGUGAGUGGGAGGCAAGAUCAAACUCUGAAAUAAAUAGCCAAUAUUAUAAACCACUAACUGCAUACUUUGAGAGUCUUUGAAAUACACUUCUGAUAACUUUUACACUGUCAGUUUUUAACAAUCUCUCUCUCUAUCCCUCUCUCCAUGCAGGCCCACUGUCUCUAUGUGGUGGGGAAGUUGUUCUCUGCUUCGCUGACAAAGAUAGGAGGUACAGGGGUCCACUCUAUUCCAAGUACCUUGGCUCUCCACUAUGCACAGCACUCUGGAGGCUUCCUGCAGUUGUUCUCAGGUGACGGGUGAGUGCAGAGAACAUACUGUAUGUCUGACAAAGUGGAGUCGGGCUUCUACUUCAUUGGCCAAGUUUAGAUCUGCGAGUCACCUUUGACCUUGAUGUAACUUUCAUCGAAGACUUGGGGUCAUUGGUGUUCCCUAACUCACCUUGUGACUUGCACAACUCAGCACAUAUGUAUCCCUCCACCUUCCUCAGUGGAGUCCCGGCCAGGGGUCUCAAACUCCAAUGUCCGUGUACAUGUUAUGUUGGCGUAGUUACCGGACCAGUGAGAAGAGGCGUUGAUGAUAGUGAUGCGUCCCAGUGUGGUCUCCACAAACAGCCGCUGUGCCAACACCAUGCCUGAUGACGACAACCAGAUGGUAUUCCUCCACCCUGGAUCACUAUAUUUGGUGCUUCCCGGACCAGUUUUUUCGAGGCAGGGAUGGACUACUGUUAGUCUGAGCUUGCCCCGCAGUCCCCAUACACACACAUUAACUCGAUUGUGCUGAUGCCCUACUGUAAGAACCUGGAGAUCUUCACUGGUUCUGGGGUAGGUGACCUGACCACCAACAGUUCCUGGGACACGUUCCAGCGUUACCGCUGUCUGGAGAACAUCCCGAGCGUGGUCAACAGACAUCUGCUGCAACUUCAUAUCUAGCGUGUCAGUUCUGCUGCACCAGGGAGCUAAAGGUGUCCUGAAGCUCAGAAUGAGUGCUGUAGGGGAAAGUGCCCUGGAACCUGCCACGCCAGAGUCCCGCAAGAGGAAGGGCUCACCAUGCGACACCUCAGAGCAGAGUGUGGAGAAGCGGCGGCGGGAGCUGGAGUGUCGUUACAUAGACGAGCUGGCCGAGCUCCUGUCUGCCAACAUGGGCGACAUGGCCAGCCUCAACGUCCAGCCAGACAAGUGCCACAUCCUCAAGAGCACCGUGGACCAGAUCCAGCAGAUCAAACGGCGCGAGCAGGAGAAAGCGGCUUUGGUGUCACCGGAAGACGAGGUGCAGAAGAGUGACAUCUCGUCCAGUAGUCAGGGCAUGGUGGAGAAAGAGGCUCUGGGGCCGCUGCUGCUCGAGGCUCUGGACGGCUUCUUUUUUGUGGUGAACCGCGAGGGCCGGAUGGUGUUUGUGUCGGAGAAUGUGACGGGUUACCUAGGCUACACCCAGGAAGAGCUGAUUACCUCCAGUGUCUACAGCAUCCUCCAUGUGGGAGACCACGGCGAGUUUGUCCGCAACUUGCUGCCCAAGAGCCUCGUGAACGGGGUGCCGUGGCCCCAGGAGCAGGGUCGGAGGAACAGUAACACAUUUAACUGCCGGAUGCUAAAGAGGCCUCCUGAUGAGGUGGACUCCGAGAACCAGGAGGCACGACAGCAGUACGACAUCAUGCAGUGUUUUACUGUCUCCCAGCCCAAAGCCAUGCCGGAAGAGGGAGAUGACCUGCAGAGCUGCCUGAUCUGCAUAGCCUGCCCGAUGCCCCGCCCCCAGCAGCUACCCGCCAUCCGCACUGAGUCCUUUAUCACCAAACAGGACCCCACAGGGAAGAUCAUCUCCAUAGAGACCAGUGCUCUGCGGGCGACGGGGCGACCGGGCUGGGAGGACCUGGUCAGGAAGUGUAUCUACGCCUUCUUCCAGCCGCAAGGCAAAGAACCCUCCCAUGCCAAGAAGCUGCUCCACGAGGUGAUGACCCAUGGCACGGCCAUCAGUCCUCUUUACCGGUUCAACCUGAGCGAUGGGACCCCCCUCAGCGCUCAGACCCGCUGCAAGUUCUGCUGCCCACCUAACCAUGACGUUCAGCCCUUCAUCAUGGGCAUUCACACUAUCGACAGGGAACACAACACUGCUAGCUCUCAGGAAAACACUAACUCCAGCCUUCUACUGACCCAUAGGAGCCCUGCUCCCUCCCACUCCCCUGCCCUCCCCCCGGGCAGCGAGGCCAGCCAAGCCCCAGGCCCCACCUCGGGCCUCCAUCUCAACAACGGCAAAAGUUCCAGGACCACCUCCCCCACCACACCCACCAGCCAUUCAGCAGGGUACCUGACGCCCACCCGGAUGUGUCCUCAGCAGGUCAACAGCCCCUCGCCCCUGGGAAGCCCCCUUACUGCCACCCCUACCUCAUUUAUGUCGCCCAGACCCCCCAGGGCCAGUCCGGGGCUGGGCGGCAGCCCGCGUGUCCCAGGGAACCCCUUCUCCCCUUCCACCCCUGGCCUGCACUCUCCGGCACCGUCCCUGGGAGGUGGAGCUGGUGGCGGGGGAAGUGGAAUCCUCAGCCGGCACCACUCUGGUGGGGACGGUGGAGCAGGGACCCCCCUGAGUUUCUCUCUGCCCUCCCCUUUACCUCAGAGGCAGGCCAGCACCCCCACCAGCUCCCCAGCACGCCCUCCCCCCGCCAAGCCCCCCGAGGGAGGAGGAGGAGGUGGGGGCGGAGAGGACCUGGCUAAAGGAAAAUUGGGGGGGAACUCCAAACUCAACCAGCCCCUGGACAACGGUGGCGUGGGGGCGCCUAGGGACCCCAAAAACACAUCUACCAAACCCACCUCCACCCCUCAGUGCCCGGCCUCCCACAGCACGCUGACGGAGCGCCACAAGAUCCUCCACCGCCUCCUGCAGGACAGCAGCCCGGCUGAGGGCAGCAACGGCAAGGAGUCUGAAAUCAAGAAGGAGCCUCCUGCCAGCCCUGCCACCGCCAACCCCAACGGACCCCCCAGCACCCCUCAGGACCACCAGCUGCUGCGCUUCCUCCUGGACACAGAUGAGAAGGACCUGGGCGACCUGCCCCCUCCGGCCGCUCUCAGCCUGCAGACGGUCCGGGUCAAGACUGAGAAGAGGGCCAGCGGGGACACUAGCCCCAAGCCCAAACCGAGCCCUGCAGACAGCAGGCCGUCCAGAGACCCGUUCCCCAGUGGAUCUGCUGACCUGGACCCUCUCAGCCAGCUGCUGCCCACCCUCAGGGGCCCUGCAGGGGCCAAGCAGGGCAGCGAGGAGCAGGGUGGUCCCCAGACCCAAGCCCUGUCGUCCCAUAGCCAAACCCAACCUCAACCACAGCUCCAUUCACCUCCACAGCCCCAGAUACAGCCUUGGCUCCAAUCACCUCUUCAAACCAAACCUCAGAACCAUCUCCAGCUUCAGUCCCCUACCCAGCUUCAGUUCCCUACCCAGCUUCAGUCCCCUACCCAGCUUCAGUCCCCUACCCAGCUUCAGUCCCCUACCCAGCUUCAGUCCCCUACCCAGCUUCAGUCCCCACCCAGCUUCAGUCCCCUACCAGCUUCCGUCCCCUAUCAGCUUCAGUCCCCUACCCAGCUUCAGUCCCCUACCCAGCUUCAGUCCCCUACUCAGCUUCAGUCCCCUACCCAGCUUCAGUCCCCUACCCAGCUUCAGUCCCCUACCUUACUCCAGCCCAGUGGGGCCAACAUUGUCAAGGCCGUGACCAUGAAGAGGGAGCCUCCUGGAAGACCAAGCCGAGGGCUCACUGAUGGCUCCAGCCUGCAGAACCAGUCACACUUUGACUUCUGCAGCCCCAGCCAGAGACCGGGACAAGGGGAACUCUUCCAGACACCCAAAGGCAGCAGCCCCUUUAAAGAGCCUGGACUAAUGAACUCAUUCAACUCCAACACCGCGUUGUCUAAGAUAGAGACAGAUUCUCAGCAGUUCCAGACCCUGGCCCUGACUGAGACUCUGUCCUUUGAUGGAGGCGUGGGAAACCCUGUGCAAGCCUCUCUGGCGUCCCCUCAGGAGCAGUGUGUCCCGUGCCCACUGGAUGAGCUGCUGUGCCCCCCCACCACCCCCGAAGGACGUAACGACGAGAAGGCCCUCCUGGACCAGCUGGUGUCCUUCCUGAGUGGCACAGAUGAGAGCGAGUUGGCUGAGCUGGACCGAGCCCUGGGCAUCGACAAGCUGGUGAAGGGCGGCUGCUUCGACCCCGUCCCUCAACGGUUCCCCUCCCAGCCUCCUGCCACCACCCCCAUCUCCAUGGACCCCAAGCUGCCCGGCUACCCCUCUCAGUUCAACCCUGGCCCCCCUGCCCAGUUCCCUCCAGAGAUAGCAGGGGUGCAGAGUAUGGGGGGCUUCGGUGCACCCAGGGGGGCCUUCCCUGGGGGCAUGAUGCUGAGGCCUGGCAUGGGCAGAGCUGCUGGCAUGACCAACCAGCUCCGGCUGCCUCCCAACCAGCUGAGGUUACAGCUGCAACAGAGGCUGCAGGGCCCACAGCAGCUGCAGAACAGGCUGGCUGCCAUGAGCCCGUUCCCAGGGGAAGCUCACGUUGCCAUGGGGAUGCGUCAGGGAGGGCAGCAGCCUCAGAUGCCCUCUCAGCCUCCUCUGAACGCCCAGAUGCUGGCCCAGAGGCAGCGGGAGCUCUACAGCUUCCAGCACCGCCAGAGACAACUCCUGCAGCAGAAGGUCAUGUUGAUGAGGCAGGGCAUGGGGGGUGGUGGGCCUAUGGGAGCCACCAGGGGACAAAAAGGACCCCAGCCACAGCAACAACAGUUUGGCUACCCUCCAGGCUACAGCCCCAUUCCAGGGAACCCACCCAGCUCCCCCAGCCUAUUCAACCCCAUGGGAGGGACCCAGGACCCUAAGUUGUCGGGCCAGGGCCCUAUGGGCAGCCAGGCAACUAUGAUGGGGGGGAUGCAGGGACAGUUUGGGGGGGCGGUGAACUCUGCGGUGCAGCCUGUGCUCUUCCAGCAGUUUGGAGGACCAGGUAUGGUCCAGCAAGGAGACCCCUCGUUCCCUCCAGAGCUCAGCCCCACCAGUCCCCUGCUGUCCCCUCAGAACUCCACCACCCAGAGUCCUCUGCUCCAGCAGGCCCAGCCUCCUCCUGGGUACCAGUCACCUGACAUGAAGAGUUGGCAGCAAGCUGGCAUGGGCGGAAACAGCUUGUUCAGCCAGUCUGGUCAGACGACGCCCCAGGCCUUUGGGCAACAGGGGGUCUACAACAACAUGAGUAUCACUGUGUCAAUGGCAGGAGGCUCAGGGGCGGUGGGCUCGCUACCUUCCAUUGGACCACCUGUUGGCAUGGGCAACAGUAACCUUGGUGACAUCAACUCCAUGUGUAACGAUCAGGUACAGCAGGUUCAAGUGUUUGCCGACGUCCAGUGUACGGUGAACCUGGUGGGCAGCGACUCCUACCUAAACCAGCCGGGGUCCAUAGGCACCCAGAAGGGCCCCCAGGGGCCUCAGAGCAGCCAGUCCCAGCAGAAGAGCCUCCUCCAGCAGCUCCUCACAGAGUGACUCCUCAGCUCAGCCGCCUGCCAGGAGAGAGGUGCUCCACAGACCACCGACCUCUUCUCUUUCUCACCUUUGGUUUUAGACACCUGCCUGCCGGACUGGUUAGGAGGGCCCUGGGAUGGAGACUGAGGUCCAGGUAAGAGUGUGUCUGACCUGCCAGCCUGCCAGCCAGCCUCAGCCCAUACCGUACCAUAAGGCAGCAGCUAUUGUUCAGCGCUCAUUCCUGGUUACCUACUUUCAACACAAAGUCUGCUUUCUGUUCUGAGAAAGGAAUCAGCUUCCGGUUUUGCCAAGUCGUUGUGGUUGUCAAAAGAGGGUCUGGUUCCUAAUUGCCCGUUCCGUCAGGUCCAUCGCAGCAGUGCAUCUUGGGAAUGCGAUCAACAUGCAGCUGAGCUCAGCUGUGGGUGGUUAACCCGUCGUCUCAACUUUUGCUCUAGCGUGGGGUGGCGUUGUGGGGACAACGUUUGGGAAUGUUAGGUUUUUAACCUCUGCAGUGGGAAGCUCAGUUUCAGCUGGAUCUGUGACUGACUAGCUCUCUCCAUUGCAGUGCCUGAUGGGAGGAAAUUCCCAGCUCUCGUUUUUUUUGUUUCUCUGUUCUGGUCGUCUGCAUCGUCAGGACAACAAGCAGCCGGGAUGGGAUGGGAUGGGAGAUUGCGCUGCUCUGUUCAGUUGGCAACACCAUCUUUCACAUUUUCAAACCACCAGACUGUCAAAGUAACUGUCUGUCUUACACAUUUAUCUCCUCAGCAGCUGUGAAUAUGAGCCAUGUUGGGCUCUCCUUGGCCUAUCAGUAUGGUUUGUCAUGUGUAACCGUGCAGGUGGGUAGUAUUGUACAGCACAGAUGGACAAAAAAUUGGGAUGAGUUCACACUUUCUACUUUCCUUUCAAAAGCGUCAUUUAAUUACUCUAAAAUGCAACUGUCGUUUUUAGCUCAAACUAUACAUUGUGAUUCAAUGCGGUUUUCUUCCGUUUUUUUAUUUGAGAGUAACAUGUCAGUUAUUAUAAUUUUUUAAGGCGAUAUUUGGCAUUAUGAAAAUGUAACUCUGCUAAAUGUGCUCUGUGUUCUGUAAUGUGAAAAAAGAAAAUCUCGGUAUAAGAAUUUGAUUGAUUUUAGAAAUGGCUAGCUCUGCUCUUUUGGCAUCCCUUUGAAUGUUUUAAAUCCCCUCAAAUGUACCUCAAAACGAACAAGAAUGGGUUCUCAAUAUUACACAAUGACAUAAAUAGGUUCUAACUCGUAACCGUAGAACUUCCUCACUCAGAAGUGAUGGAAGUUGAAUGGGGUGUUUUCUUGGAAACACUGUGCUCUCUCUCCUCCAACUCUCUGCCCGUGAUGAUGUCAUUCCACUGGCCACACACUACAGCUCUUUUUGACUGCUCAUGUGACUACUGUUGCCCAGUCAGACACUGUCUAUCAGCGCUAACCUCUGAUAUUUUACUAUACACAUUCAGUCGCAUAGAAAGUCUGGCCAAAAAACACCAUGUUUUAUUUAUGUGGGUAAAAAAAUAACCUAUUAACAAGCAAUAAAGCCGAAAAUGAAGAGAAAGCAACAACAGAAAGAGCAAAGUUCGGCGACGUAAUGAUAAUGAAAAAUCAAGUCUAAUUUGGCUUUUGGCUUCUCUGCUCUAUCCCGGGUAUGUGUAUUUCUCUGCUCUAUCCCGGGUAUGUGUAUUUCUCUGCUCUAUCCCGGGUAUGUGUAUUUCUCUGCUCUAUCCCGGGUAUGUGUAUUUCUCUGCUCUAUCCCGGGUAUGUGUAUUUCUCUGCUCUAUCCCGGGUAUGUGUAUUUCUCUGCUCUAUCCCGGGUAUGUGUAUUUCUCUGCUCUAUCCCGGGUAUGUGUAUUUCUCUGCUCUAUCCCGGGUAUGUGUAUUUCUCUGCUCUAUCCCGGGUAUGUGUAUUUCUCUGCUCUAUCCCGGGUAUGUGUAUUUCUCUGCUCUAUCCCGGGUAUGUGUAUUUCUGACUAACAGAAGGCUUUCUUAAGGGUGUUAUGGUCCAACUAGAUAUCUGACUGUAUAUACAAGGUAUUUUACAAAGUGUGCAACAUUACCCGAGCACAGCUAAUAACCGAGGAGGGUUAGGGAUGAUCAGUUGAAAUAGCAUGCAUGAUCACCAUCCUCCUCCGGAGACCUCAAAUUGAAUGCCAACUACUUUAAUGUGCUAUGAUUUCUGAAUCACGUUGUGUACCGUUUCAAUGGCGUUUGUGUGCCUGUGCUUUAUACCCAAACAGUGGCUCAGGUGUCCUCAGCAUACAACUCAAAUUCAACCUGAAAAUGGCAUCAUUUCGUGUGGUGUUGAUUCAAGUUGACAUGAAAAGCUGGUAGCAGUUCCACUUCGGAAACUCAUUUGUGAAACUGAUACACUGUGAUUGGACAUACCACUUGUUCCUGUCAUUCUAAGACACUUAAAAUGUUGCUUUGCUUUUAGCCUAUUGCAUUUAAUUCAAAACAAUAUAUAUACGAUUAAUAAAUGAGAUAUUUAAGUGUAUCUUUCUUCUGAUAAGGUAAAUGUUUUAUUUUCUAUUUGAAAGGGAUGUGGGUUAACAAUUAGUACUUAUCAAUGUUAAAGCCAUUCCUGAGCCACUGUUUGGUUUAUGUAAAUAAACAUACACUUUACAAAACACACGGAAGCAAGACAAAAUGAACAGAAUGUAUGUGGAAGGAUUUCAUUUGUUUUCAGUAUACAUUUGUACUAUAUAGGGUACCAGCUAACGGUUUCAUACUCCCAGAAGUGUUACAAAAGAUAACUUUUCAUGGAUAUCUUCUUCACAUACUCUCCAGCCUUCGCUCCUCAUUUAGGAACAGGCAUUACUGUAUAGAAAAUGUUAAUAGAACUACGUCAAAUGCAGAAGUUCAUCUGAUCUGUUGAUAUGAACUGUUUAGCAUUUGGGAUAUAAUAUGCCGAAUGCAAAGCACCAUUAGACAACGGUCAUUAACUAACAGACAUUCAUAUAUGCAAGAGCCGCUCAAUGGCAAAGACAGUCCGUUCAGUACAGGUACAAGGUAAAUAUUUGAACUGGUUCUUCAACAUGUAUAUAACAGACAAUGUGAAUAUGUAUUUCUUCAGAAUCAACUAAAUGUAGUGCUCCAAGUUUGUGGUAUUAACUACUCGCUUCCAUUUUAUUAUUAUUUUUAUUAUUAUUUUUUACGUAUAUGACUGUCUGAGUGUGUGUAUGUAUGUGAUUAAUACUGUAUAUCUGGUGUUUAAGAUGGAAACUGAAUAUGUCUGGAUUUGAUUUCUUCUUUUUAUAGAUACCUGCAAGUUUUCCUGUGGGUGUUGUUCUGAUUACUCUUUAUGUGAGAGAAUGGGUUAGCGACUGCUGAAUGUGAUUUUACUGAGAGAGAAGCAGUGUGGACUGGCUUUUGUACGGGUUAAUUUAAAAACAAACAAAAACACACACAAAAAAAAGGCCAUAUUAUUUAAUUUCUCUGUUGUUAAAACGUUUAAACAGAUCUGAGAAAGUGGAACCUUGUAUUCUGAGAAGCAUCGCGGUAGUUAAGUGGGCUUUUGUAGAUCGCCUGAUAUACUUUUAGCGUUUUCAAAAAGUAAUGACCAAAGCUUUAAAGAUGUUUAAUUCAUAUCAUAUGCAAGCCUCAUGCAAUUGGACGAGACAAAAUGUAGCGUUUGUUCACUUUUCUAAAAGGAAAUAGUCUAUACAUACUAGCUCCUCCUUGACCACACUAUUCAUUUGUGGUAGUUUGUGCUUUGCGUGUUUGUCCUUUUAUUUCCUUUUCCAAACAAUUUGUCCUAAGACACUGACAAGUGACCUAUCAGAUUUAGUAUUUUUAUCUAACUUCUAUUCUUUGGAAUAUCCCAAAGUAUGAUCAGUUAGAAACUUCCUCUCCUUGUUGCCGUUGACUCCUGGCAAAGACGCAAAAAGACAUGUAGGGCCUGACAUGCUGUCACUGUUUACAGGAAGAGAGAAACUUGCAACAGCUAGCUAUGCACCUUAACAAAAAGCUUUUUUUUAACACUGAUUUAGGUAUUCAACGCAAACUAGAAUUUGAAUCAAGGAUUUAAAUCAAGGUAUUUUAGUUUAUUGAAAGAAGAAGUGAAACCUAGUGAACCAAUUAUUAUUUCAUUUUUUUACUAAACUAGCAUUAGUGAUAGUUGUCUGAACUUGUGGGUCUGCUCUAUCAACUGAAUCUCACAGAUUAAGAUUAUUCAAUCAAAUAUUUCAAUUUAUUUAGCUGAAUACUUUAUACCAAAUUUGAGGUGCUUCUUGUAUAUACAGUAUUUUCUGCAUAGAGGACUGCUCCUCGCUGUUUGAUGAUAAUGUUAAUGAGGAUUUUCUUAUCUUUACAUUUAUAAAACAAGUUUGCUGCAUUUUACAUUACUUUUGUACAAGAAAUCUAAAUAUUCCAGGAAUUUGCAAGAAAUACAAUCUACUUUUGCACUUUAUCUCAGAAUUAUUUAGAGGAAACAGGCCAUCAUAAAUACUACUCGUGUUCACAUUAGAUUACUAUUUAAUCAUCCUAAAUCUCCUAAAUCACAGGAGGUUGGUGGCACCUUCAUUGGGGAGGACGGGCUCGUGGUAAUGGCCAAAGCGGAAUAGGUGUAAUGGUAUCAAAUACAUCGAACACGUGGUUUUCAUAUGUUUGAAGCCAUUCCUUUUGCUCUGUUCCAGACAUUAUUAUGAGCUCUCCUCCCCUCAGCAGCCCCCUGUGCCCUAAAUAUAAUAGAAAGUAAAAUAUAGAUUUCUCAGGUUCUUAAGAACUUGGUUGCAGAGCCCAUCAAUAUGAUUACAAAAGAGAAGUGUACAUUCUCUACUACUACUCUUAGUAGUUUCACAUAUGAUCCUCCUCUCUGCCACAGAGCCUCAAUCUAAACUAUGCCUUUCUUCUUCAGGUGAUCCACUGCCCCUCUCCCCUUGGCCAUUAGUUAACUAACGCGCUUAUACUCAUACGUCCUGUCCUGUGUAACCGAUGUGAAAUGGCUAGCUAGUUAGCGGUGGUGCGCGCUAAUAGCGUUUCAAUCGGGUGACGUCACUCGCUCUGAGACCUUGAAGUAGUGUAGUUGGGCGCGAUGGGUAACGAUGCUUCGAGGGUGACUGUUGUCUGUGUGCAGAGGGUCCCUGGUUCGAGCCCAGGUAGGGGCGAGGAGAGGGACGGAAGCUAUACUGCUACAGCAGCUUUAACUGUUCAAAACAUUCCUCCUCAACUCUGCUCUUAGCUACCAGCAAUCAUUGUGCUCUGGUCUAUACUGUAGCAUUUUACAUUUGAGUCAUUUAGCAUAUGCUCUUAUCCAGAGUGACUUACAGUAAGUAGUGAGUUAAUACAUUUUCCUGUACUGGUCCCCUGUGGGAAUCGAACCCCGUUGCAGGCGCCAUGCUCUACCAACUGAGCCCCACGGGACCAGCAGCAGUUCUAUUCUAUAUAUUUCUAGGCUUAGUAAUUCCUACCAAGCAGUAACAGCCCUACAUAUGUGUACUGCUGUCCCCUGCGUCUGUUAUUUUGUCAUUGUCACCACCUUGUAACAUACUGCCUAAUGCAGAAGCAACUAUCAUCCUUGUUAAGAUUAAUGCACUCUACCUUCUACAGGUAUUACUUCUCAACUGUUCCGAGUAUUGGAGCAACUGUUUGCUGAUGAUGUUUGUCAAGUAUUGUAAGUGCUGCAUAAUCGAGACUGAAGUUGGUUGUGGAUGGAGAAAUCAAAAGCUUGUCUCGCCACUUAUAAGGCCAAUGCUUUCUCAUUGAAACGAGGUUCCACUUUUCCCCCUGUAAAAUUAAUAUAAAUAAAUAUAAAUAUAUAUAUUAUACAUUUUACUCAUUUUGUCCAGUUCUGUUUAUUAUACUUGUGAAAAUUUGUUUUUAGACAGGCAUCAGAGCAGCUGUGUGGGUGGGACAAUAUGAAUGAAGUAUCUGGGAGAAUUAUGCAUGUUUUUAUUUCUGUGUCCAGGUGGAAUACCUGGGAUAAAUCCUACCUUUUCUUAGGACGUCGUAGACAAUCAGUCUCAGGCUGGGUCAAGUAGCUACAGGGGGUUCCUGUAGACUGAAAAGCAACGUUUUUGCAUCUACUGAAACAGUCUUAUUUGUCUGUCAAUUUUUUGGGAGGUAUCUAGCUGCUCAGACUGGGAUUAGUUCAAAGUUUACACACACACAACACACACACCUCGUGCGUUCGGUCCCUCUAUUGCUUUUCCAAGGUGAAGAUGCAGACCUUGAAGGAAAUGAUGCUUUGACUAACAAAUCUAUAACAUCCAUGAAUGUGAGAAUGCAACACAUUUGCAAUAAAAACACCAAUUAAAACGGGAUAUGUAA
Molecule: messenger RNA, 13117 nt
Organism: Oncorhynchus tshawytscha (Chinook salmon)
Lineage: Eukaryota; Metazoa; Chordata; Actinopteri; Salmoniformes; Salmonidae
Product: nuclear receptor coactivator 1
Biological process (GO): cellular response to hormone stimulus; positive regulation of transcription by RNA polymerase II
Cellular component (GO): nucleus
Molecular function (GO): protein dimerization activity; nuclear receptor binding
Source: RefSeq, a predicted model, not a curated record